UUAAAAUUAAAAUUAAAAAUUCCACGCCACGGGAAUUUCCGUCACAGUUUUAUCGAUUCUUUUCUUUGUUUUCUUAGGCUUUCAGUCUCUUUUUAUCGGAAAGCUGGUUUUUCUCUCAGAUCCCUACCAUCAUCAUCACCAUCACAGGCACAGCUUUUUAUACAUCUCUCUCUGUCUCAGGCCUUGUGAUUUUGAGAGCUUUAACUUUUUGGGUCCGUAGUGUAGCAGAGAAAGGGGGAGGAUUUUGAACGCAAAACCCGAUUCAUCAAUCAUAUCCAAUCUUAUGUAAAUAUUUAGCUGACAAAGGAAUCGCAAAAACAAUUUUUAAUGUAAAGGUUACAUUGAUUACUUUGAAAAGUUCGAGUGGAAGAAUCAAAAGAUUCGAACCAAAGAGAAAAGGGAAAAAGAAAAGGCAAAUCAAAGCAUGUGUGCCCCAGAAAGUGCUUUCAUUUCUGUCAAAAAAUAUUAGCUUUUGCUUCAGGAAGACAAGGAAGUUGCAAAUUAUAUAAAUAUUUACACAUACAGAAAUCUAUAUAUACGUCUGAAAGAUGGGUUCUUUCAAGGGUCAUGCUUUACCUGGAACAUUGUUUCUUGUAGUUGGGGUAUGGCAUAUAUGGAGCGCUCUGGUUAGAUAUGCAUCCAACCCCAAGUCCUUUCGAGUUCGGGUAUGGAGUCCAGUUCCUGGUUUCGAUGGGAAGCUCAAGUAUUUGGAGCUCUAUAUUAUAGCAGUUGGUGCAUUCAUAGACAUGUGUAUUGAGCUUCUUUACUCAACCCACCUCAAGUUUUUUGUUGAUGGGGUUUUGAACCCUUCCCACAUGAACGAUUUUGAGCACUCGGGGAUGCUUCUCAUGUUCUUUGUCUUUGGCUCCAUUGCUUUGCUCUCAGAGAAGACAAGGUUUCUUCCCCUGCCAGAAGAAGCUCUUUGUUUGAUCGCUGCCACAGCAUUCUGUGCAGAAUAUCUCCUAUUCUAUUUCCAUUCAACAACCCAUAAAGGUCUGGAAGGGUAUUACCACCUCCUCCUUGUUCUCUUAGUAGGCCUAUGCAUACUAUGCACCAUCUGUGGAGCACUCCUUCCGACUAGCUUCCCAGUUGAUUUGUGCUGUGGCAUUGCCAUUACUCUCCAAGGCCUAUGGUUUUAUCAGACUGCCUUCACUCUAUACGGCCCAAUGAUGCCAGACGGUUGUCAGCUCAAGGAUAGCAAAGUUUCAUGUCAUUCAAAAGACAAGGAGAUUCGAGGUUUAUUGCUGGCAAACUUCCAGCUGUUUUCCUUGGUUCUCGGUGUCCUUGUUGCGGUUGUGGUAGCUUAUGGCUAUGCUGCUUCUAAAUUUGGCCAUUCCAGUGUUAGGAGCUUGUACACAGUUCAGGAUGAAUUGGAUCAAGAUUAAAACUAGGUGCGAUAUUGUUUUUUUUUUUUUUUUUUUUUUUUUUUUUUGGGUAUUCUAUUCAUUUUUCAGUUUUAAGGAAGCAUUUGGAUAUGUUGAGCCCUGAAACGUCGUUCUUUAAUUUGUAUCUCAUUUGAAUUUACAUAUACAUUUUAGAUAACUGAAAUCAUAUCAUACUUUACAUGCAUCAACUCCAUCAUUAUUGUCUGUAACUUUGUUGCUUUUGGAUGGAUAAUAUGUAACUUGCAAAUAGUACUGUUUAUGAAAUAUGAUAAACUCCUUGUAAUUAUGA
Molecule: messenger RNA, 1674 nt
Organism: Ziziphus jujuba (common jujube)
Lineage: Eukaryota; Viridiplantae; Streptophyta; Magnoliopsida; Rosales; Rhamnaceae
Exons: 4
Coding region: 549-1385 (278 amino acids)
Source: RefSeq, a predicted model, not a curated record